UUUUUUAAGGGGUUCAGCUGGAUUUCUUCCUGACUAGCAGUAGGCUAAUUAACUUAUAAACGACGCAGGGAAUCAUUCCGUUUGUCCAAAAUUACGUCCGUGGCCCAAUCAGAAUGUAUCUCCGUGAGUGAGCAAAGCAUCACAUGUUGGAAGAAGUGUAACGUUCGAGCGGGAGAUCUCAACUAGAGAACCGUGAAAACUUCGUACUUUCGGAACAUUUCUGGAUAUCAUUAAGUUUUCCAUUGAAGUCUGUCGGAGUUAGCUGAUGGUGAACGUAUUGUAUACACAUUCUUUUGUCUGCUAAAUCAACCUACCGAGUGUGGAGUGAAGAUUUUGACACCAAACCGCAUUAGCGAACCUAAAAAGGACCUAGCAAAGGCAUUGAAUGUAAUGUCACAUGUGGAUAUCUGGAAUUGAUGGAUGAACCCAACUUGGGAAGACACCACCAUGUGUUCCAUUGCGGGACUCCCAUCGGCAGGUUCAAAUGUUACUGUACUGAUAACCCGAGUGAACUCAAAUCCACUCUGUGUUAUGGUGGAAUUUUGGGGAAAUUUUUGCAAAGAGAGUAAGCAUGUUUAUGAGCAGAUGCGAAAAGAGAUUCAGUGUUAUGGAGAGAGAUUUCGAGAGGCAGACGGGAGCCCAGGAGACCAAUGCUUGGUCCAGAUAUGUGAAACAUGGUAUAGAGCACGUGUAGUUUCACGUAUGUCAUCCAAUUACAAUGUGUUUCUUUUUGAUGAGGGGAAGACGCUGAAUGUCAAGACUAACAUGUUGGCCUGGGGCAAAAGAGAGCAUUUCCUUCUACCUCCGGAGGUGGAGUUGUGUGUUCUUGCCAAUGUUUUACCAUUGUCUCCUGAUAAUAAAUGGUCUCCUAUGGCCUUGGAGUUCCUGAGAUCUCUAAGUGGUAAGAUGGUGAAUGCAUGUGUUCAGGAAGUCUUUGUGCCUCAUCGGACUCUUCUCCUUGACAUCCCAAGUCUUUCACAGCAGAUUUUGGAAAUGGGUUUUGCCAAGAAGCUUCUGCCAGAGAGGUUUAGAGAGUUUGUAUCUAAUCAUUUGCAGCCCUUGAGCAGAGGCUCACCCACAAAGCUUCCUGCCAAUCAGUCCACCAGUGACAAAUCUACAGAGGUCAGGCACCCAGAGACGCAACUGAGCUAUAUGUACCCGGAGCUGCAACCUGAAAUGGUAGAGACGGUGGUUGUGACGGAGGUCACAAACCCCUCACGCAUAUUUUGCCAGCUGAAAGUUUUCGCUCAGGAGCUGAUGAAAUUAACAGAGCAGAUCACCAAGCAUUAUGAGGGUAGAGUGGGAAUGUGUCCACCGCCUGAAACAUUGGGGUCUCCAUGUGCAGCUAGAGGACCAGAUGGCAAGUGGUAUCGAGCAGUCUUGCAGCUGGUCAUGCCAUCUAGUAACAUAGCAGAGGUAUUGCAAGUUGAUUAUGGCAAGAAACACUUUACUCAAAUUGACAGCAUAAGGCACCUGGCAGCAGAAUUCUUCCGAAUGCCUGUUGUGACCUAUGUGUGCUCCCUGCAUGGUGUUAAUGACAAAGGUGUUGGAUGGACUGCUUCUCAGAUUGACUAUUUGAGGUCUCUGCUGUUAAACAAGACCUUGAUUGCUAAAUUUGAGUACCAAAGCCUGUCAGAGGGGGUUCAUUAUGUCACUCUUAUUGGGGCUGGAAGCAGGAACCUCAAUAAAGAAUUUGGCACAUCUGCGGAGUGUCUCUUGGAAUCAGAGAAAAUCCUUCAAGAUUACAGCAUUAACAAGAGCACAUCUCACAGAUUGCAUCCACCUAACCAUGGCGAGGAAAUGGAAAGCAAGUUAAAUAUGCCCAAAGAAAACCUUCCAAUGAACACAACACAGAAGGUUGUUGUACAGUAUGUUGAAAGUCCAUCAGAGUUUUGGGUUCAAACUCAGAAGUAUGCAGAUGAAUUUGACCAGAUGAUGGAUGAACUGACCGAUUUGUACUAUGAUCCAGCAUCUGCAGAUGGAUUUGUAAGAAACCCAACAAUUGGUCUCUACUGUGCUGCAUUGUCUAAAGAUGGUUCUUACUACAGAGCUAAUGUUCGGGAAGUGAACGGCAAACAGUUGUUGGUUUAUUUUGUUGACUAUGGAAAUACAGAGAUGGUGGACAGUCAAAGUGUCCGUCAUUUACCUUCCAAAUACCAAAUGUUGCCACCUCUUGCGCUGAAAUGUGCUUUAGCUGGGAUCAAACCUGUGUGUGAUGGAUGGAGCGUAAAGGCACUGAAUUUCUUCUCGGACUCAGUCAUGGACAAAGUUCUUGACCUUCAUGUUGCUGGCAAGAUAGAGGACAAACAUGUUGUUCAAUUGUCUGAUCCAGCAUUAGAUGGUGAGAAGGACCUGUGCCACCUGAUGUGCAGUGCUGGAUUGGCCAGGAGGGAAGAGGCAAUUACCAAGCCUGUUAUCAAAUAUGCCCACAAACUGCAGACCUUGUCUCAAGUUCCACAGGUGAGAGUCAUUGAUUCCUGCAAAACCAAGAGUGAAGCAUUGUCAGAAAGUGGGGCAGCAAUGCCUAAGGCUACCAGAUCUGCUUUCAAAGAGUACUUGUUUCAAAUUGGAAGCUCAGUAGAGGUUUUUGUGUCUCAUAUUGACAGCCCAAAUGACUUUUGGUGCCAGAUUGCCAGAAAUAUAGGGCACCUGAAGUUGCUUAUGCAAGAUAUUCAGACUCACUAUGCAGACAGUGAAUACCAGGAACUUGCUGAAGCAGCAUGUGUAGCCCGUCAUCCUGAAAAUGGAAUGUGGUACAGAGCUUUGGUCAUUCACAAACACCAGACACCUCAUGUUGAUGUACUUUUCAUUGAUUAUGGACAAACCAGGAAAGUUGCUGUGCAGGAACUCCGUCCCAUCAACCCGCCCUUUUUGAAACUGAAUGGUCAAGCAUUUCGAUGCAGCUUGUACAACCUCAUUCAUCCACUAUCGCAUACUUCUCAUGAAUGGGAUUCUAAUGCUACACAUCUGUUCAAAGAGUUUGUAAAUGAAGCAUCAUCCAUGCACAUUACUCUGAAAUGCACCAUAUAUGCUGUAAUGUAUGACCUGCAGAAAGUGGUUUUCAAUGUGGUGGACUUAGAAACGCCAUUCCAGAGUGUGUGCAGUCUGCUAGUGAAGAAAGGGCUGGCUUUAAGUGCUCCUCCGAAGAAGGCUCCUGUCCCACCAUUUCGUUUGGACACCUAUUACUACUCAAACCACAAUCUCAAAAUGGGGUCUGAAGAACAAAUAAUAGUGACCACAGUGAAGAGUGUGACUCAGUUCUACUGCCAGCUCAGUAGGAACACUGAAGUGAUUCAAGAGCUAGCAAACAAAGUCAACUUCCUUUGCCACCAGCUUGAGUCUGUGCAAUGUCCAAAGACAUUUGGAACUGUCUGCUUUGCGAAAUACACAGAUGGCGAAUGGUACAGAGGGCAAAUAAAAUCUAUCAACCCAUCCAUUGUGGUUAACUUUGUGGAUUAUGGAGACACGAUAGAAGUGCAGAAGUCAGAUUUGCUUCCAAUCCCCAUUGAAGCUGGUGAGAUCAUGUCUAUGCCUGUUCAAGCUAUUGAGUGUGGACUUUCUGAUAUUUGUGUGGAUGUCCCAAGAGAGGUAAACACCUGGUUUGAAAAGUAUGUGAUUGAUCAUUUUCUGAAAGCAGUCAUUGUGGCAAAAGAACCAAGUGGAAAGCUAUUGGUUGAACUGUAUGAUGGAAAAACACAAAUUAAUCGCAUUCUUAAAGAAAAGUUUGCUGCCGAGCUGCAGACAAAAAGACAGGAUUCUGCCUUGGAGCAAGACGCCAGGAUUCCCCAAAAUCCACUGUGGAGGGACAUUGCCAGGUUUGAGUCAAAAGCAGAAGUGGAUUAUGACUGGCGGAAGAAACACACUCAGAACACUUCCUACAGAGAUAUUGAUAUGAGAAAUGGAUCAAACCUAGACUCAAAAUCUCAAGUAAAUGAAGUCUGGCGAAAGCAAUACAACUCCACACCCAUCCCGUUCAACAAAGGAGAUGUAGGGAAAUCAACCAUGUUUGAGUCAAAAACACCAGUCAGCAACACACAAGUGUCUUUUAAUAGAGGUGAUGGUCAAAAUCUGGGUAGCACUUAUUCAAGACCGCAAGCAUAUGUCUGCCAAGAGCGAGAUCCAACACCAAAACCAAGGUCACUCGGCUCGGGAAAUGAGAAAAACAAAAGUGUGACGGAACCAGCAAGAGCCUCUUUCAGUGAUGUAUCUGGGUCUGUGUCAGCAGAGUCCAGAGUAAUGUCAACUAAACCUGCACAACACGGCAUCCCUGAGGUCUGUCCUGCACGACCCAUUAAAACUUCUUCUGCCGUCUCCUCGAGUGAAGACACAGCUCCACAGGUCAUUCCGAAAUUGUCUGAUCUUCCACCAAAGUCCAUCAUGCCUAGAACAGAGUCAGAAAUUUAUGUGUCACACUGCAACGGUCCUUCAAGUUUCUUUGUCCAGCUCGUCUCAGAUGAAGAUGAUAUCUUCGAUGUUGUAGAAAAGUUGAAUAAUGACAGCGAUACUACACCCCUGUCUGUGAAAGACAUCCGAAAAGGACAUUUGGUUAAUGCUCAAUUUCCAGAGGACGAAUCUUGGUAUCGUGCUGUCAUAAAAACACAAGUUGAAAGUGACUCUUACAAUGUGGAGUUUAUUGACUUCGGAAACAUGGCAGUAGUGCCCUCUUCGAAAAUCUGCAGGCUUGCUCAGGCCCAUUUGGGCUAUCCCAGGCUGAGCAUUCAUUGUUUCCUGAGUGGUUCCAUGACCACAGGCAAUGAAGGAUAUUCAGAUGACUUCAAGAAUGAAAUAGAUGGGAUUGAUGGCAUUAUACAUUGUACGUUUAUUCAAGAAAAAGAAAGUAGUUGGGAAGUGACCCUAGUGGCAAAUGGCAAAAGACUCGGAGUCGACUUUCACACAAGAAACUCAACUGUAACAUCUGAUCUGCCAGCAGGCAAGGAAGUAAGUUUGAAACAACACAGUUCAUCGUCUGAGAGUCAAGCCUUGGACGAAGUUGUAGUUUUGUACAAGAAGGUUGAUUUAUAUGAAGGACAGUCUAUAGAUGUUUUUGCUUCCACCAUAAAUGGGCCUGAGUUCUUUUGGUGUCAGUACUCCGAUGCAGACACGCUCCUGGAGAUUUCUGAUCUUGCUCAACAUGUUGGAAAUGCUCUAGAAUUCAAAGCUGUUAACUUAGGAUCACUCCAUGUUGGGAGCGCCUGCUUGGGUCUCUUUGCUGAUGAUCAACAAUGGUAUCGAGGUGAAAUCCUGUCAAAUGAGGGAGACACGCUCUCCAUUGUCUUUGUAGACUAUGGCAAUGAAUCAUACAUCAAUGUUGACAAAGUGAGAGAGCUCCCUCUGCAGCUAUACAAUAUUCCCCCUCAAGCUUUUCUGUGUCAACUGGAUGGUUUUGACUGCUCUCAGGGUUCCUGGAAAGAUGAUGCAGCUGACCAGUUUUUUGAGCUAUUAAAUGAUAAACUCCUGAAAGUGACAGUUGUAAAGCCUACACAGCUUGAGGAUGGAAGGGCAUCAUACAUAGUCAAGGUUGAAUAUGAGGACCAAAUCAUCAGUGACAUCAUGAAAAGGUACUGGUGUCCAUCCUCUGGCAGUGGUGAGGUUCCUGAAAUCACAGCAGAACCAGUUUCAACUGAGCCAGUAGUUUCUCUCCAGUCUACCCUUCUUGCCUCGGAGUUGGAGACAUUUGAAGCAUCUAGCCAGGAAGUGCAGACUUGUAAUCUGGAUCGCUCAUCACCGAAAGUUUUUGAUGGCCCUGUAACCAGCCCAGAAGAGCAGGAUAAUCUACAGAACUUCUCAGCAACCAUAGAAGGGGAUUCUGCCAUCCCUGCAUUGCCUGUUGUUGAAGAUCUCAAUGUACACACAGAAGAGGAAAAUGAACAAGUAGCUAUGGCAUCUUCCGGCAACCAAGAAGACUCAACUAUGCUUUUGCCAGACACGGGUGAUCAUCUUAUGAAAGAUGUUGUUCAAAAAGUCAUCAGUGAUGUUAUAGAAAUGAUAAGCACAAGUUCAGCACAAGCCCCUGAGGAAAAUGUAGAGUUGGACCAAUUUGCCAGUAGCACUGUGUUCAUCUUGGAGCAGGAUUUAAAUGAAAGCACCCAUAUACUCUGCAUUGAUGAAAGCUAUGAGUCUUCAACCUCACAUGAUCAGGGAGUAAAUAGGCAUGAGGACAGUCUGGCAUGUGAAGAUGUACUUGAACAGUCUAUAGAGGCAACUGCUGCAAACCCUGAAACUGGAGAAGAUACUCUUGAGGAGGGAAAUGCCAGUGAAGUUUUUGCAUCCAAUUUUGGCAAACUUAGAAGAGCUACAGGAAAUGCCACUGUUGGAGCAGAGUGUGUUGUCUGGUCCCAAGCUAACCAGAACUGGUGCCAUGCUAAAGUGUUAAGCAUUUCCAAAGAAACUUUAUUGGUAUUGUUACUGGAGCAAGAUUCUCAAAUGGCAGUUGAUCCACAAAACCUCUUCGAAGCCAUUCCAGAGGAGAAAGCCCAGAGUGCACCAGCAGACACAGAUUCCCCCUCUUCAGAUGAUCUUACACAAGGGAGGAGCAAAGACACUAAAGGGAAAAUUGAAGUACUAGUUGAUCCUCUUGAGUGUGUUUCAGAUGACGAGGGUCUGCCAGAAGAUAUCCCGAGUGAUGAAAAUGCUUCAUCUGUCAAUCAUAGACCUGAGGAUCCCAGUUCCUUUGUGGAGGGACUUGCAUCUUAUGAUGUACAGACAGAUUGUGUGCCUUCACAUCAACAGGAAGAGGAUCUGGUGCAAGAAUGCCAGGCUGAUGUGGAUGUCUUGGUUGAUGUGUCAGUAACAGCUGAGGAACCCAGUUCCAUUGAGGAGGCAGUUCCGUCUUAUGAUGUGCCUUCACCUCAACAGAAACAGGAUCUAGAGGCUACAUUUGUGGUAUCAGGAACAGAAGAGGAACCCAGUUCCAUUGGGGAGGGACUUGAGUCUUGUGAUGUGCAGAUAGAUUCUUUGCCUUCACCCCAACAGGAACAGGAUCUGUUGCAUAAAUGCCAGGCUGAUGUAGCUACAGUCGUAUCAGGAACAGCAGAGGAACACAGUUCCAUUGAGGAGGCACUUCCGUCGUAUGAUGUGCAGACAGAUUCUGUGCCUUCACCCCAACAGGAAGAGGAUCUGUUGCGUAAAUGCCAGGUUGAUCUAGAUGUUACAGUCGUCGUAUCAGAACCAGUAGAUUCUGUGCCUUCUCCCCAAGUGGAAGAGGAUCAGUUGGCCGAAUGCCAGGAUGAUGUUGCCUUAGAUGACGUAUCAGGAACAGCAGAUCUGGAUGAGGACCCUCAUGGUGUUGCCGAUGCAGUGGAUCCACCUGUUGCUGAGGAACAGAUUGAGGAGUGCCUAACUGCUUUGGAAGCUCCAGGUGAAGUGGUUCCUCUUGCAGUUGAGGAGGCCCCCCUGGAAGAGUCUGAGACUGCUGAACAGGACCAGGAACAACAUCAAGAAAAUGCUUUGCAUGCUAAUCUCAAAGGAUCUACUUCAGAGGAAGAGGUCCUACAGCAGGAAGUCCAGUCAGAGAGUUCUUCAGCCAAAGAGACUGGAAGCAUUGAGCAGAGUCCAGAAUUCCAAGAGAGAGCCACUGCAGUAUUGGAACUUUUAGACUUUUCUUCGAAUGAGAAGACAACAGUCGAAAGUGAUGGUCACCGUGAUAAUCAGACUGGGGAUGCAGAUGUUAUCGAGAAAUCAGAUGAUCUUCCUGUGGAGGUGGAUCUGAUUGACCUGACCUCUGAUACAGAAGACUCGGACACUGCUUCAGAUGAUACGGUGAAAGACCGCAGUGAAGAGUUAGAGAGGAGGAGUGCUGAAGAAGGCCAGACCUUAGAUGACAUUUUAAGUGAAGUAACACAUCUCAGCCUGCGAGCAGAGUCUGGUGAUGACAGUGAUGACAGUGUCAUAUUUGUGGGUGAGCUGAAGGCUCCCUUGCCAUAAAGCCAUCAGAGAGGUGACUGUACUGUCCAAACAGAAGUUUGAUUUUUCUUUAUCAGUCCUCUUAAAAAAUUAAUUAAUGGGCCGCCUUUGGAUGUGGAAGAAAUCUGCAAGUUCCGCAGAUAGCGUUAUUUUUUUAUUAUUAUUUUUUGUUUUACUGAUGCAAAUGGUGAAUGUUUUUGUUUCUUUCAAUAUCUCAGCAAUUUAGUAAUAUGUGUGAAGUAAGUACACAUUAUGUUUUGGUGGGAUGUUUAAAAGGACAAUAAUUAGUGCUUAAUUCUUAAAGAAAUAUGUUGACUUUGAUAUAGUGUGAUUUACUGUACAAAGGUUUCUUGUUCUUUAUCUUCUUUGAUGUAAAUUUUGAACCAAAGCAUGACUCAGGUCUCCUACAAUGCCUUGUUCUUGGUAACUUAAAGAAAAUUCAGAAAUGUUUAAUAGAAUAAUAGAGUAAUUUACUUUUUGAGGCUAAAUAAAAAUAAAUAAAUAAAUAAGCAAGUUUAUAAAUUUAACUGC
Molecule: messenger RNA, 8433 nt
Organism: Alosa alosa (allis shad)
Lineage: Eukaryota; Metazoa; Chordata; Actinopteri; Clupeiformes; Clupeidae
Gene: tdrd6a
Product: tudor domain containing 6
Source: RefSeq, a predicted model, not a curated record